GGUUCCUUCCGCCUCGAUGGUGUCUGGGUCACUUUCCUCUUACACUAACUACAUUGUAAAGGCGCUGGAAGUUGUCUGUCAUUCUUGAAACUACUCUACCGACAUCCCGCGACACUGGACAUCAUCGACUGCGAGCGGAAGGUCUCUGAGUGUCUUGGAUGCAGGCGGGACUGGGACUGGGACUGCGCCCGCGGUUGAAGGCGCGGCCGUCGCUGGUUGACUUGUUGGUUAGAGCUGCUAGCACACAGCAGCAAGCGUCAUCGCCUCCACCGCCGGCUGGCAACGACGCUCCCUCAGGCCCCGGGUCCCGCCAAGAGGAGCUCCUCCGACCGGGAGCUCCAACUGCAACUGCAGCGGCGCUGCUGAUUCUCGACCAAGCUGCGAACCUCCCACUUCCUAGCUCGCCAGAAACACCACGCAUCAACACGCCCGCAUCCGUCCCGCCAUCGUCGGCCUCUAUUUCGAAUAUACCUACGCUCGUCAUUACUUCUGAAUCCCCUCCGUCAUCUCCCCUCCCCGCACCUACAGCAAUUGUUGCUCCUCCCCCGAAGCCCAGCAUGGCCCCCUCCAAAGCAGAUGGCCAGGAUGGAGUGCACAGCGGCAAAAUCUACUCGGUGUCUGGCCCCGUCGUUGUCGCCGAGGACAUGAUUGGUGUUGCUAUGUAUGAGUUGGUCAAAGUUGGUCACGAUCAGCUCGUUGGUGAAGUCAUUCGUAUCAAUGGCGACCAAGCGACCAUCCAGGUGUACGAGGAAACAGCCGGUGUCAUGGUUGGCGACCCCGUGCUCCGAACCGGCAAGCCCCUCUCCGUCGAACUCGGCCCCGGUCUCUUGAACAAUAUCUACGAUGGUAUCCAGCGCCCACUUGAAAAGAUCUCGCAGGUCUCCCAGAGCAUUUAUAUUCCCAGAGGCAUUGCCGCUCCUGCCCUCGACCGCGAGAAGAAGUGGGAGUUUACCCCAACCAAGAAGGUCGGCGACCACAUCGCCGGUGGUGACGUAUGGGGUACCGUUUACGAAAACUCGUUCAUUACCGUCCACAAGAUUCUCUUGCCUCCCAGGGCUCGCGGUACCAUCACGAGGAUCGCCGAGAAGGGCAGCUACACAGUUGAAGAGAAGAUCCUCGAGGUCGAGUUCGACGGCAAGAAGACUGAGUACCCCAUGAUGCAGACCUGGCCAGUACGUGUGCCGCGCCCAACCACGGAGAAGCACUCUGCCAAUCAGCCCUUCCUGGUCGGUCAGCGUGUGCUCGACGCUCUCUUCCCUUCGGUCCAGGGUGGUACCGUCGCCAUUCCCGGUGCUUUCGGCUGUGGCAAGACUGUCAUUUCCCAGUCCGUCUCCAAGUUCUCCAACAGCGAUGUCAUUGUGUACGUCGGCUGUGGUGAGCGUGGUAACGAGAUGGCCGAAGUCUUGAAGGAUUUCCCAUCGCUCAAGAUUGAAGUCGAUGGCCGCAUGGAGCCUAUCAUGAAGCGCACAACUCUUAUUGCCAACACGUCCAACAUGCCCGUCGCUGCCCGUGAAGCGUCCAUCUACACCGGCAUCACAGUGGCCGAGUACUUCAGAGAUCAAGGCAUGGACGUUGCCAUGAUGGCUGACUCGUCUUCCCGCUGGGCUGAGGCUCUGAGAGAAAUUUCCGGCCGUCUCGGUGAGAUGCCCGCUGAUCAAGGUUUCCCCGCCUACCUCUCUGCCAAGUUGGCCUCGUUCUACGAACGUGCCGGAAAGGUCCAGGCGCUGGGCAGCCCCGACCGCGAUGGCAGUGUCAGCAUUGUCGGUGCUGUGUCACCACCCGGUGGUGAUUUCUCCGAUCCUGUUACAUCUGCCACGCUCGGUAUCGUGCAGGUCUUCUGGGGUUUGGACAAGAAGCUUGCGCAGCGCAAGCAUUUCCCUUCGAUCAACACCUCGCUCAGUUAUAGCAAGUACACCAUGACGCUCGACAAGUGGUACGAGAAGGAGUACCCCGACUUUCCUCGCCUGCGCGACCGUAUCAAGCAGCUUCUUUCCGACAGUGAAGAGCUCGACCAGGUCGUCCAGCUGGUCGGCAAGUCUGCGCUGUCUGACCCUGACAAGAUCACCUUGGAUAUGGCUACCCUCAUCAAGGAGGAUUUCCUCCAGCAGAACGGUUACUCCAAGUAUGACCAGUUCUGCCCCAUCUGGAAGACGGAGUGGAUGAUGAAGCUCAUGAUGGGAUUCCACGAUGAGGCGCAAAAGGCGAUCGCCUCUGGCCAGAGCUGGGCCAAGGUGCGCGAUGCCACCCAGGACCUCCAGGGCGAGCUGCGCAGACUCAAGUUUGAGAUUCCAGAUGAGGGACAGGAGAAGAUUUGCAAGAAGUACGAGGCGAUACAACAAGCCAUGCUUGACAAGUUUGCUUCCGUGAUUGACGAGUAAAAAAUGAUGUAUUGUUGACAGCAAGGGGCGUCACGGUUGUUGGCAUAUUCUAAGCGAACUCAUUCUGGGUUCUUUUUGCAAAGCGCGGUCAUCGUGACAGGUUGUUGCUGUUUGUAGGCACUACAAUUGCGUUUGACAUGUG
Molecule: messenger RNA, 2520 nt
Organism: Podospora bellae-mahoneyi
Lineage: Eukaryota; Fungi; Ascomycota; Sordariomycetes; Sordariales; Podosporaceae
Gene: VMA1
Product: H(+)-transporting V1 sector ATPase subunit A
Exons: 8
Coding region: 159-2378 (739 amino acids)
Biological process (GO): proton transmembrane transport; ATP metabolic process
Cellular component (GO): fungal-type vacuole membrane; proton-transporting V-type ATPase, V1 domain
Molecular function (GO): ATP hydrolysis activity; ATP binding; proton-transporting ATPase activity, rotational mechanism
Source: RefSeq, a predicted model, not a curated record